CGCCGGUUAGAUGAUCGUAGUAGGUCACUCGUCAGAAAAAGGCCGAACAUUUCAAUACUUUUUUCUAAACAAACUUUGACCUUAAAAAUGUCAUCCAUCAACGAAUCCAUCAUCGAACUCAUGUACUUGACAUCUAAAAUUGGCAACCCCGGUGACAGGGUUCGCGUAACUGAAUGGAUUAAAAAACUGUCGGAAACCGCCACCGAACCGGACGUCCAUCCGAAUCUAGUGGAAGAAUAUCUGGACUAUCUGAAACUGUUACUCUCUUCAUCGCCCAUCUAUUUUGUAGACCCUUUCAAAAGCUACCCACCGAAGCAGCAACGUUUGGUUCCACUGGCAGAGUCACUGGGAAAUUCGCUGGCCAACGGAUGUCCGUAUUUGCCCAGAAGUGGACCGGUGAAACCGAUUCUGCUGCACCGUUCCGAUGACGACACGGCGGUAAUUUCCGUUCAUCAGAACCAGCAAGGUGAGGUCAUGUGCUACAUGGCAGUUACUCCUAGGACUUAGUUUCUACUUUUAAAAUAAAUUAUGAAUAUUCUUGGCAUUGUAAACGUUUUAUUUAACGGUAUCGGUUUAUCUUCUAAAACACAAUGAAAUUAUUUUUGCAUACCACCAAAUAAAGUACAAGAAA
Messenger RNA from Armigeres subalbatus, 631 nucleotides. RefSeq lists its product as uncharacterized. The coding region runs from base 88 to 507 and encodes 139 amino acids. The transcript has a single exon. Lineage: Eukaryota; Metazoa; Arthropoda; Insecta; Diptera; Culicidae. The record is from RefSeq and is a predicted model, not a curated record.